GAACGCCGGCGUCGGUCUCGCUAGGAGGAGCGCGCCCGGCCGCAUAUAAUCCGGCUCGCUGACGUCACGAAGUUACCUGACAGGUCCACGUGGCUUCUCCGCGAGCUCCGCAGCCUCUCCUGACACAGCGGCACGGAACAGUCGUUGCACAGACCGGGUUCAGGCGGCCGGGGCAGCUGACGCGAAAUCCAGAAUGCAGGUUUAUUUGGCAGUGCUGCUACUAGCCGCCACGGCGGUGCUAGGAGAUGAUGCGAGCACACCCGCACCGCCGACUGGCAAUCAGCAACAGCAGCAGCAACAACAGCAACAGCAGUUUUACCAGCCGCCCGACCCAGAGCUGGUGAAGACGCACCUGCAGAAGCUGUUCGAUGAGCAGCUGGACACGGACAAGGACCAGUACGCGACAGCGGCCGAGCUCAAGGCCUACCUGAAGAAGUUCCACAGCCGCCUGAUCGACGACAGCAUCGACAAGCAGUGGCUCUACUUCGACAAGGACAUGGAGGAGAAGCAGCCGGGAGUCAAGGUCCUCAAGUGGGACACCUACCGCAAGCUCUCCUUCCCCGACAAAGACCUGGAGGAGAAGGGGGAAGAUGGAGCCACCGGCCGCCAGAUGCUAGAGCGCACAGAGCGCCGCUGGAAGCUGGCCGACGCGGACGGCGACGGUGCCCUGGACAAGUCCGAGUUCAAGAGCUUCCUGCAUCCGGAGGAGGAUGACCGCGUGCGCCACGUGGUGGUGCUCGAGGCCACCGAGAUGAUGGACUCUGACAAGAGUGGGGAGGUUUCCUUCGAGGAGUACAUGCAGCAUCUGCGUAAGGUCUCUGGGCCGGAGAAGGACAAGGACAAGGACUGGUCACAGGCCCAGCAAAGCCACUUCUCCACCUACCUGGACAAGGACAAGGACGGUGCCCUGAACAUGGACGAGAUGAGGGACUGGGUGCUGCCCAGCCACGACCGGGAAGAAGGCGAGGCCUGGAGGCUCAUCUCUGUCGGGGACAUUAACCAGGACACUAAGCUGACCAGGGAGGAACUGGCUGCUGCCCCAGACUACUUCAUGGGCAUCCUGCCCCACGAGUUCUGGCAGCAGCAGGGACAUGCCGGCGGCGUCAAGCACGACGAGUUCUAGGCCUUCCCGGCAGCUAGGACCUUCCGAGCGAGGCAUGCAGGCCUUUGAUGGUGGCUGGCUUGUGCACCUUGCUCUAUCUCCAGAAAGACUCCAUUUUGUGUCGCAUGCGUGCGAUACAUUUUUCACCCAUCACCGUUUUGGGUUGUACGUUUUUUUAUGAGUUUUCGACGAGUGCCUCACUUCUGGGAUCUAUGCAAUCUAUGUAAUUUGGCAAGUUUUUGUUUCGAUGAUUGAACAAACAUUUUUGCUGUUGUACUGACCACGCGGUACAUAUUUUGCGACGAUUCGCCAUUAAGUUAUUUUUAAAGAAGCCUGCACGAUACUCGACGCCAUCCCGUCCAGUUGAGGCACUAGCCGUUUGUGUGUGGUCACACCGGCAUAAUUUAUUUCACCGCCCACAUCGUUUUGAUGUCUUUCUUUCAUAUAAAAGACCAAUAAAAUGUCUGCCCACAUUUGA
Ixodes scapularis (black-legged tick) is the source of this 1580-nucleotide messenger RNA. RefSeq names its product calumenin-A. Gene Ontology annotation, cellular component: endoplasmic reticulum. The coding region runs from base 194 to 1123 and encodes 309 amino acids. Gene Ontology annotation, molecular function: calcium ion binding. The record is from RefSeq and is a predicted model, not a curated record. Lineage: Eukaryota; Metazoa; Arthropoda; Arachnida; Ixodida; Ixodidae. The transcript has 5 exons.